UUGCUUGCUUUAGUAUCAGCAGUGGUACCUCUUUCAUUUUCUUUGCAGUUUGGUAGAUGCCUUCUCUUAUACUGAAUCUAACCCUCAUUCCGUGCAUGACAACUUAAGCUUUAAUGGAAAAACAUGACCUUCUGGGAGAUGAGGGGGUGAAGCAUGAAACUUGCACUCAAAGAACACUUGGGCUCAUGCUGCCAUCCACUAUUUAUUAGGCUUUCGUGUGGGUGGAUUGGAGUAGCUUCUGGUGUUUGUAUUUUGCAUCUCGAAGAGGAAGAGGAAGAGGAAGAGGGCAAGAUGUCGAUGUUCACCGGAGGCGGCUUUAUGAGGUUCUCCAUCUUAAUGGCUGGUUUGAUCCUGAUUUGGGCAUCAGGAGCUUGGUCAUGGAGCAAGGAGGGUCACAUUCUAACCUGCCGGAUUGCACAGGAUCUGUUGGAACCCGAGGCGGCAGAGGCUGUCAAGAACCUUCUGCCGGACUAUGUCAAUGGAGAUCUAUCAGCGCUUUGCACAUGGCCUGAUCAGAUCAGGCACUGGUACAAGUACAGGUGGACCAGCUCCCUUCAUUUCAUCGACACCCCAGACAAGGCCUGCAAUUUUGAGUACACCAGGGACUGCCAUGAUCCACGAGGAGCAAUGGAUAUGUGUGUAGCUGGUGCCAUCCGCAACUUCACCAUGCAGCUACUGCACUACAGAGAAGGGACAUCAGAUCGCCGAUAUAACUUGACAGAAGCCUUGCUAUUUUUGUCCCACUUCAUGGGAGAUAUCCAUCAGCCCAUGCAUGUUGGAUUCACAAGCGAUGAAGGCGGGAACACUAUACAGCUUCACUGGUUCAGGCAUAAAUCUAACCUGCAUCAUGUCUGGGACAGGGAGAUAAUCCUUACAGCUCUGGCAGACUUCUAUAGGAAGGACAUGGAUGUCUUCCAAGAAGAACUUCAAAGUAAUUUUACCACUGGGACCCGGUCAGAUGAUGUUUCUUCUUGGGAGGACUGUAAUGAUCUUUUCGCUUGCCCCACUAAAUAUGCUACAGAAAGUAUAAGCAUAGCCUGCAAAUGGGGUUACCAAGGAGUCAAUCAGGGAGACACUCUGGCAGAUGACUACUUCAAUUCAAGGCUUCCGAUCAUCACCAAGCGAAUUGCACAAGGCGGAGUAAGGUUAGCCAUGAUUCUGAAUCGAGUAUUUGGCAAGCACAGUCAAGCAAUUCCAUCACCAACAUGAACAAGAGUUCUCUUUAAGAUUUGCCAAGUUCCAUAAAAUACCAUCCAGACAAUAUGCAGUGUGAUCAUACACCAGUUGUGAAUCGACGUGUAGAUGAUUUAGACUUGUUAUUUUUUUCACAAAUAUGAAAAAUAAAAUUGGUUCCUGUCUUGAAAGAUUAUAGCAAGAAUGGUACAGUUUAUUAUGU
Messenger RNA from Elaeis guineensis (African oil palm), 1396 nucleotides. Its product is annotated as endonuclease 1. The record is from RefSeq and is a predicted model, not a curated record. Gene Ontology annotation, molecular function: endonuclease activity; nucleic acid binding. Gene Ontology annotation, biological process: DNA catabolic process. Lineage: Eukaryota; Viridiplantae; Streptophyta; Magnoliopsida; Arecales; Arecaceae.